GCCAGCUGCGGCUUACCCGAACCACGUUUUCCCGUCUUCUCCCCUCCUCUCACACUCUAUUCUCUCGCUCUCUUCUCUUUUCUCCCUCACUCUCGCUUGCUGAAUCUCAUCUACUCUCCUCCCUCGUGGUCUUUUCCCUUUUGACAUAAAUUUAAAUAACAGAGUUCUUCCCCCUUAGUUGCCCUAGUCAAGGCAUGCUUUCUCCUAUCGCCCCGUUACGCCCGUGGUCUCCGUGAGCGAUCGACCACCGCCCGCCCACUUGGUGCCCGGUCACCUCCGCAUCUCGUGUAGCCUCUCCUCCGCAUUCUCUCCUACCCACCGCUGUCGAGAAAUCAACCUGCAUGGGCCGCAAACCAAGCCACCAGAGGGUCACAUAUGUGCUCCCUCUGCCUGAUGCCCCGGGCGGCCACCGGCUGGGGGUUAACGGGUUGACGAUCGAUCCGGAUAACUCGAUCUUGUACUCCGCCGGUCGCGAUGGCGUCGUCUGUUCGUGGGAUCUCAACUUGCCGCUAUCCAAGUCCGCGUCGCAGUCUUGCGCGACGCAGCCCGGUCCGACAACGUUCCGGAAUCAGGUCCAGGCUCACAGCCACUGGAUUAACGACAUCGUUCUCACGCAGAACAACUCCGCCCUUGUCUCCGCCUCCUCCGAUACGACGGUGCGACUAUGGCGACCGCACUCCGAUUCCACCGACGUCCCCGACCCAAUCGGGAAACAUACGGACUAUGUCAAGGCUCUUGCAACACCGGGGAAUCAUUCGUCGUGGGUUGCGUCUGGGGGCCUCGAUCACAAGCUUUACCUGUGGGAUCUGAAUGGUGGAGGCGAAGUAUUGAACAUCGAUGCCUGCGGGGAAGAUCAGACCGCGAAAGGCUCUGUAUAUGCGCUCGGCGCCGUGUCGUCUGUCAUCGCUAGUGGCGGGCCUGAGAGCGUGGUGCGAGUGUGGGAUCCUAAAUCCGGAAAGCUCAUCACCAAGUUUGUCGGCCAUACGGAUAAUAUUCGGGAUAUCCUAGUCAACCGCGACGGGGAUACGAUCAUGACGGCGUCGUCGGAUCAGACCGUCAAAAUCUGGUCCCUGACGGCGGGGAGGUGUAUGCACACCUUGACGAUGCACAAUGACAGCGUCUGGUCCCUCUACUCGAACCACCCGCAACUGUCGGUGUUCUAUUCCAGCGAUCGAUCCGGCCUGGUUGCCAAGACGGACACCAGACAUUCGCCGGACAUCGAGCAGGGGAUCUGCGUUGCCGCGCUACAGGAGCACGAAGGGGUCGUCAACGUGGUCGCUGCCGCCGAUCAUAUAUGGACCGCAACUCCCAAGUCUAGCAUCAACCGUUGGAACGACAUCGACACACUGGCUGAGAUCCAAUCGCCGUCAUUCAGAGAGCCCCAGGACGAGUCCAGCCCGUCCGAGCAGGCACCGUCUACGAAGAUCCAACCGAAGAAGAAGAUACCGUAUGAAUCUCUUCUACUCCUCUCCAGUACUUCGACACUGCCGGAUUCCCGAUUCCCCCAGAACGUCGCGGCCCCGCCGUCUGUCAAUGGACAACAGCCGUCCCCGCAGUCCGGCCUGGAGGAUGAACUCGCCCUCACGCUGCCUGUGCAGACGUUACCCAAUGACACCAUCGAGGGCCAACAUGGGUUGAUCAAGUAUUUCUCGUUGAAUGACCGGAAACGCACGCUGACUCAAGAUUCGGCCGGGGAGGUGGUUUUGUGGGAUCUUCUUAAGUGCAUCCCUGUCCAGUCCUUUGGCAAGCGUCAUAUUGACGACGUCGCUUCGGAGAUAAAUACGACGGAGAGCAUCGCUCAUUGGUGCACGAUUGAUAUCCGGACAGGAAGGCUAUCUGUUAUAUUGGAGCCUGGGCGUUGUUUCGAUGCGGAAGUUUAUGCCGAUGAAGCGGAUCUGGAUGAUGGCUUGCAGAUGCGUGAUGAUCAAAGGGUCAACCUGGGUAAAUGGAUCCUGCGCUGGCUCUUCGCCCCAUUGGUGGAAGAAGAGAUCAAACGCGAUGCCCAAUAUCGCAAGUCUGCUCUGGCACGAGCAGAAGAGUUCGCCAAGUCGAGUCUCACCAGCGGCACUGCACCAAUGGACAUCCCGAUACCGCAACAUGCGAAGAACGUAGCAGCGUCCUUCGACCCCUCCAUCUCCUCCUGGCGCCCCGGUCAUGACGGCGUUGGCAGCCCGUCAACUCCCGGGUUUGGAAUCGGGUUUGCCAGUAGCCCGGGGCCCUUGAGCGCCCCCGUGUUCCAUCAUAAUCACCACGGCAGCAGUCAUGCGGGCACUUCACCGGGAGAUCUUUCGGAAUAUUUGGCGGCGCACCAGACACACGACGCCAACCGGACCUCGGUGUCCGACCGAUCCAGCGACUACUUUAACCACUCCAGAAUGCCCAACCUGGCCGUCUCGGAUGUAGACAGGGCAUCCACGGUUCCGCCAACUGAAAGCACGCCGACCGCUCUCCCGCAGUCACCAAGCGAGCCCGAUAAGGAAGAACGGAAAAAGGGCAGUUCCUUAUUCGGGAAGAAGUUCCGGAUGGAUUUUCCCAAGAAGUUAGGCCGGACCUCCUCCGAAGUUAAGCCACAGAUCCAGGAAGAAAAGCCGGAAGAGUCAGAUAAGUCGUCGGCGAAAGAAGAGAAGGUUUUCGAAAAUAAUCUGAGUGGUUUUAUCGAACGCACGCGGCAUGAGUAUGAGGAAUAUCUGUCGGCAAAUCCUCACCAGGAAUUGAUCUCGGCUUUUGCGCCGGCUACUGAGCUAGAGACUCCUGUGUUGAACAUCCCCCCUCGGACGUCGGUAUUCAUUCAGGAGGAGUCGGGGGAUACGGCUGUGGCGUCUGAUCUUUACAGGGGCACCGUGGCACGGGUUGGGGAGGAGAUCGACCGGUUGGAAAAGUCAAUUCCUUUGUGGCUUGCUGAGCUUCUGUUGAAGAAUCAAAUCCCGUAUAAAGAGCCUACGAAGGUGGCCUUUACGCUGCGGCCGUACAACGAUAAACUGUUACCUCCGGUAGCGAAAGACGGACCAACUCCCAACGCCAACGGCAAUAACAACUCCCGUCUAAACGCCAACCGCAUGCUGCGCGCAAAGAAAAUCCUAGCCUACGUCGCAGAGCGAAUCGACCCUCUGUACGACGAACGGGAAGAGGGCGGAAUGAAACCGGAAGAAUACCUAGAACUUUACUGUCAAAACAUGCUCCUCCCCCUGAACAUGACCCUCGCCACAAUGCGAACCCACAUCUGGCGCUCCUCGAGCGACAUGAUCCUCCACUACAGAGCGAACGGGAAGAGAGAGAUCCCCAUGCCGGGGUCCGGGCCAGGGUCAGGCCAGUACGAUGAACACAACGCGUUGACGUCCGAGGGUUUAGCCGCGCCGGAUGGGGAUGGUGGUCGGAGUGGGCUGUCGGCGAGUAUUGAUUCUCAGAUGGCUCCGGCGCCGAGGUCUGCGUCGGCUUCUAUUUAUAAUUCUUGAUGUGGUGGUGGUAGUGGUGGUGAUGGGGGAUGGGAGGGUACUUUGUUGUGGUUUGUUUCGUCUAUAUUGGAGAUGAAUACCCCGGGUUAUCGGAUGGAUGGAUG
Aspergillus candidus is the source of this 3556-nucleotide messenger RNA. Its product is annotated as WD repeat protein. Bases 342 to 3452 code for a protein of 1036 amino acids. The transcript is spliced from 8 exons. Gene Ontology annotation, molecular function: ubiquitin binding. NCBI's taxonomy places the organism in Eukaryota, Fungi, Ascomycota, Eurotiomycetes, Eurotiales, Aspergillaceae. Gene Ontology annotation, biological process: protein deubiquitination; double-strand break repair via homologous recombination. The record is from RefSeq and is a predicted model, not a curated record.